UGUUCUACCUGUAAGGCCUACUGAUUCGGAGGCUAAAACAUCCUUCUCAGUUUUUUCAUGUUUCCGCAUUCCAUCACUGCAAACCCCCCCCCCACCUUAGUAUCCUGGGAGACAGGGCCUAGGUGGUUGAAACCAUUACCUGACUUCCUCCUCAAGUUGAACGUCACUCCCACUUAGCCCAGAAGGGAGCCAGUGGUGUGCUGUUCCCAGGCUUUUACGUUGUAGGAUGCUUUGAGGCCUCCUGACCUGAACACAGACACAGAUGGCAGAAAGCUCUACAGCAAGAGGAGCUCUCCAGGACCAAGGAACAGCCACGGGGGCACCAAAGGCAGCAUCAGGACCUCAACCAAGGAGACGGCGGGGCCAAUGCCUUGCAUGUGAGCUUGUGCCGUGUUUUCCCCCCAUCGUAGGCAUGGAUGGGAAGAAAUGCAGCGUAUGGAUGUUCUUACCUCUUGUGUUGACAUUGUUUACCUCAGCGGGAUUGUGGAUUGUAUAUUUUAUAGCAGUAGAAGACAACAACAUUAUUCCGCUAAAUGUGCUGGACAGGAAACCAGGUCCCCAAAAGCCUCCUUAUAUAAGUAUUGCAGGUGAUGCCCCUCCUGCAAGCUGUGUGUUUAGCCAAGUCAUGAACAUGGCAGCAUUUCUAGCACUUGUCGUGGCUGUCCUCCGCUUUAUUCAGCUAAAGCCAAAAGUUUUGAAUCCUUGGCUCAAUGUGAGCGGGCUGGUGGCGUUAUGCUUGGCCUCCUUUGGAAUGACUUUACUGGGCAACUUCCAGCUUUCCAACGAUGAAGAAAUUCAUAAUGUCGGCACAUCCCUGACCUUUGGCUUCGGGACCCUGGCCUGCUGGAUUCAGUCUGCCCUAACACUCAAAAUAAACUUGAAGAAUGAAGGAAGGAAAGCUGGAAUCCCACGAGUUGUCUUGUCAGCAGCGAUAACCCUCUGCGUCGUCCUUUAUUUCAUCUUGAUGGCCCAGAAGUUCCACAUGCAUGCAGCGCGGAUACAGUGGGGAAUGGUGAUGUGCUUCCUCUGCUACUUUGGCUCCUUUGCUGUGGAGUUCAGACACUACCGGUUUGAGAUAAUUUGCUCCGAGUACCAGGAGAACUUCCUCAGCUUUUCCGAAAGCCUCUCCGAAGCAUCCGAGUACCAAACAGAUCAGGUGUAACCCAGCCUGCCUUCAGUCUCUCUUUCUCUUUUUGUCAUGGUGUUGGGUGCUUGUAGUCACAUGGUUGAACCCAUGGCCCCAUUCCCCACCUUAAUUUUUUAAAAACUUUUCCCCACACCUACUACCACAAGUAAGUUGCCAAAAAAUGUUGGGUUUUUUUGAGGCAGAACUAGGCAUUACAAGAGCCCCAGAGCUGCUACCGCCCUCUGUGCCUCUUCUCCUCCACUUCCUCAUAAUGUCUUUUGCAACACAAAGUGCAAUACGAUAUCAGCCUGUGCAUCUUCUCCCCACCCACCUCUUAUUGUUGGCAGAAGUGUGGAAACACACCGUGUGACGACACCAUAUUUUACAUCAUGUUGGAGAUGUUACAAGGAAGAGGCAGAAAAGGGAUAUGGAGCAGCUUGUAGUUCUUGUGAGAGCUAGUUCCGCCCUGAAGGUACCAGUUUCCCUGGUGCCAUGGGAGUGGGAGCAGGCGACUGCCUUUUCUAGGGGCCUUUCCUGCAGGUCAGAGUUUGCACUUGGGAGUGCGGGAAACAGAUGCACAGACAGACCCAGUGCAGUCUUGUUCUAAAAUGAGUUACAGGUGCACCAAAGAAUUUACUCCAUCUUUCACAGACACCCUCAGUCUGCGUCAGGCCCUGCAAUCUAGGCGUUCCUCCUUUCUGGAUCUGUUGCCGGAUUGGGAGGCUUGGAAAAUGCAGCUUCUAGUGAUCAUUUGCAUCCAUUCCUGUCUUACACACACACACACGUCCUUCCCUGGCUUGUUGCAGCAAGCAGGUAUCUGAAUGCCAUACAGCAGGAGGGGAGGCUGCUGACAGAAGGUGUGUGUGCAUGUGCGUGGGGUGAGGAGAAGCCACAGCUGCUUUGCCUCCUGCUUCAGCGACCGUUUAAAGGUUCUCUCCAGGUUGCAGUCUGCUCAACCCUAUUGCAUUUCCUCCCUCCUUACUGCAUGGCAGGAACCUUUUAAAAGCAGAGGAGCCUUGAUGGAGGGGGAAAAGCUGGUAAUCCUAGAAGCAGCCUAAUUUACUAAAGCACCAGGGCAAGAGGGAGAUGGCACCUCUCACUCUUCUCCCUAAACUCAGGGGUUAGGAUUGUCAGCUUUUUCUUAAUGUUAAGUCUCUUGUGCUUUAAGAAUUGCCUGCCAUGCCGAAAUAUAUCAGUUGAUGCUUUGCUGGCAACAAGAGACAAAUCAAGUUCAUCUGUGGAAUGUUUGCAUUUCAGGCAGCUCUUGAUGGCACUGACAUGUAGGACAGGUUAAUGGGGGGUGGGAUGUAUGAGUCAUUGGCAGGCUUUAUUCAGAGAACACCAGCACCUUAUUUCAAAAACAGUGAGCUCCUUUAGCAUUGCUGAUCAGCUUAAUCAUUGCAGGGUAGAUCUCUCUACUGCAGCCUUUCCCAACCAGUGUGCCUCCAGAUGUUGGACCACAAUUCCCAUCUUUCCUGACCAUUGGCAAUGCUGGCUGAGGCUGAUGGGAGUUGUGGUCCAACAACAUCUGGAGGCACACUGGUUGGGAAAGGCUGCUCUAUUGUACUGAUCAGAAAAUUAAGAAGUUCAAACCUGGCCUCCUGCUCCACUUUUGACAUCAGCUUAAUGUGCCAGAAUCGGCAGCAGAAGCUUUUUCAGGCAUGGAGAUCAUGAACACAACCACCAGCUAGUGUCUGUAUGUUAAAUGUAAGAGCUACAGAGAACAAUUAAAAGCUGGCUUAUGCUAGCACAGGGAGUUAGCAACUCCAGGUGCAGGCACCGGUCUUUGGAGACAAGACAGGGAUGGGAAUCCCGCGGCCCUCUAGAUGUUGCUGGACUAUAAUUCCUAUCCUUCCUGUCCAUUGACCAUGCCAGGUGUGGCUGAUGGGAGUUGGAGGCCAACAACAGCUGGAACGCCACAGUUUCCUCAUCCCUGUACUAAGUCAUUCACAGUGCAACCCUACGCAUUCCAUGCACCCUUACUUAGAACACAGUGGGAUUUAAACAUGCAUUGGAGGGUUGUGCUGUCAGAGGCCUUGGUUUCUCCUAGGGCUGUGCGCUGGAUCCGGCUGAAUCCCAGAUCCCAAACCGAAGUGGGCUGAUUUGGCUUGACCUGGGACUGGGCCAGAUUGGCUCCAUCGGGAGCGAUGCAGAGCUGUGAGGAACAGGAAGGAAGGAGGGAGGGAGGGAGAAGGAAGCGUGCAGGCAGGCCAUGUGCAUCUGCUGUCUCUCGCCCCUUUCCCUCGGUAACCUGUAACAAUGCACAAUGUUGGGAAGCAGGUAAGCAAUGCUGUCCUGCCAGCUGGCUGCUGCUUCUCUGGCCCCCGCAAACCUCCAGACUGCAUGUGUAAUUAGGGUUUUACACCCUGAUUAAACUGUGCAAUUUUGGUUUCUGGCCCAGAUUGUCCCAUGUCGUAUUGGGUCCUUUCCGAAGCACCAAAUAGGGCCCCGAAUUGGGGGGAUGGAUGCAUGUACGCACAGUCCUAGUUUCUCCCUUUUAACGUUAGGACACUCCCUCCAAAAUAUGCAAGAUAAUAAAGAAAUAGGGUUGGAUCCAGUUAGGUUCUGCUCAGAGUACACCCACUGAAACUCAAGGUUGUCAUAUCCAUUUAUUUCAAUGUGUCUACUCUUGAGUAUUCCUCAUGUUGGAUGCAAUCCAUGGUUAUAGAUGGAGGUGAGUCAACACUGCCUAUGGAAAGGUGGCAAUAAAGCAUUUAUAAUAAAUACAGGCAACACACCUUAGUUCUUUUCUCCUGAUGCUGGGCAUGGAAUUUGGUUCAAUGCUUCAAGUUAAAUGCUUGGAAACAGGAGCCUUGUCAAAAUGGACAGUAUCGCAUGUUUGCUUUGGGCCAACGUCUGUUGGAAAUGAACUAUAUGACUAAAAAAAGUCAACUUCAAACUGUAACAUACACACUUAAUAGGUAGAAAGAUUGGUAUGGCGGUGGGGGGGGUGUUGGCUGAAAGAGAGAUGCCAGCAAUGAACAGCUGGAGAAUGAAAGGCAGAAGAAACUUACAGAAAUUGAGAUAGACACAAAUAUAUAUAGCUAAAACAGGUUUCUGUUCAAAUGUGUUUUACUGUAAAUAGUAUGUACCUUUUUUAAAUAAAAUGUUUUAUGUUGUAUCAUUUUAUAUUUUGAAAUUUUACUGGAAGGGGAAAAAAUAAGUUUGUGAAAGGUUUUUGUUUUUUCCUGAUAUGCAACCCAAGUUGAAAUUCAAGCUUUUUGGUGAUAAUAUUGUACAUUUCUUAAAAGUAUUUCUUAUGACACAUUUCAAUACAGCUGAGCGAUGACUAAUAACUGUACACUGAAACAUG
Molecule: messenger RNA, 4439 nt
Organism: Rhineura floridana
Lineage: Eukaryota; Metazoa; Chordata; Lepidosauria; Squamata; Rhineuridae
Gene: TMEM150C
Product: transmembrane protein 150C
Exons: 8
Coding region: 263-1162 (299 amino acids)
Source: RefSeq, a predicted model, not a curated record